Molecule: messenger RNA, 4710 nt
Organism: Anopheles stephensi (Asian malaria mosquito)
Lineage: Eukaryota; Metazoa; Arthropoda; Insecta; Diptera; Culicidae
Exons: 7
Coding region: 552-2555 (667 amino acids)
Source: RefSeq, a predicted model, not a curated record
AACGUCACAGUCAAAAUUGUUGACAAGCACUGUCAAACGUUAGUUACUCCAAAAUCAAUUUUCAGUUGUUUCUGCUCCGGUGGGCAAACUCUGGCUAUUAUUUUAGUGUACCCGGUGUUGAUUGAAGCACUUCAAACAAUCCCGUCCAUGCUGCUAACACGAUUAGGUGGCUGUAUUUUUAUGUCUUAAAGUAUUGCGAAUCGGUGUGGUGAAUAGUGUGUUCCGGUCGCUAAAAUUGCGUACCAAUUCCAUGUGACGAGCGGGAGCGAAAAAAUAAACUCCUGUGGACGCCGGGCUUGUACGCAAUCAAAACAAACCCAACCUGGUCGAGUGGUUGCUGCAGGCAGGUUUGAUUUUAAUCUAAUAAAAUUGCCGCUUGCCUGAGCAUAUUCCGGUUUUGGCAUCGUGCUAGGAUCAGCAGCAGCAGCAGCAGUAGCAGUGCGAGAUUGAGGACAGUUCUUGCAAAAAGGGUGCCGGAACAGUAUAGUUGUCCGGCCGGGUCGGCCUCACACACCACGCCACCGGCACCACCCCGACCAACGAGCGGAAUAAUGAACUCGAACUAUGUAAAAAAGUGUACCGAGUUCUUGCAGAACAUACCGGCCCACAAACCGGCCGCAACCAAUAUUGCUGCUGCCGGUGUUGCGGUUGCUCAUACCGAUCCAUCCUGCUCCAGCCAUCCGCAGCAACCGCAAUCGAACGGGCCCGACAACAGUGCGAGUAAAAAAACAGCCCGAAGGGCAGGUCGUCCGGCUGGUGGAAGUUUCGGUGUUGGAAAGCGUCCCGUUUGGCGUCACCCCGGUUCCAGCCCAGCUGCUGGGUUUCCCCGCCCGCUGGACCGUUCUCAUUCGCCAACGCACACGGCACAGCACAAAUUCGUCAGGUCUUGCUGUCCUUCACGCCGUCCAGACACUUCACAGCCCGGACGGGGUCGGGUGGAUUGCCGGUGGGAUGAGCAGGCCGGGAAACAUCCUCCACCAGUCGGUGACAUGAUUUCGGACCCGAUACAGGAAGGUCGUGGAGACGCAGAUAACGUCAAUCACUCGGAUGGAAUUGGACAGACGAACGUGCGAAGCACGGUCGAGAUACCGACGGUCAGUACGGUGGACGGUGCCGAACCGGGACACAAUCGUCCACCUGAGGAAUGUCAGGACCGUCAACCGCUGUCCUGGUCCGGGAUACUGUCCAAAGCGAGUCCUCUUCCAUCUGUCAGCGAACGAAAGGAUGGUACAAACGCUGCGCAAGACAACCCCGAAUGCCCGAACUGUCAGCUGCUGCAGCGAAACUGGCAGGACGAUCGGUACCGGCACGCCCAGGAAAGCGCCCAGUUAACGGAGCAGAUUAAUUAUCUGCAGAAACAACUCCGGGUGAACAACAAGGCCGAGCAAAGGAUGGAAGAAGCGAUGAAGGAACGCUGUCGUACCAUGGAGCAAGAUAUUACGAAAUUAAAGCUCGCGGUCGACGAGAAGAACGUUGAGCUGGUGUUGAUUAACGAUCUGAAACGGAACCUCAAGGAAGUGCAAAGCAAGCUGAGGCGGGCGGACCGCGAGCGAGCCGAGCUGGAAAAGCGUUUAAUGGUGGCUCAGCUGGAGAAUCAGAAGCUUGAGCUUUUCUUGGACGCUCAAGCCUUACACUUGCGGAAGGUGAAAAGUGAGCUGGGCCACAUUCACCGGCUCUCCAUCAAGCAGAUAGAAUUUCUGGACGACGACUCAACCGACGGUGCGCUGACGCUGGCCGUCGAUGCGGGCAGUGUCGCACGUCAUCACCGUCAUCCAUCGCUGCAUAAUUAUGCGCCCGCUGUACAGUCUUCCGAGUGCGAUACGACCACCUCGAACGCGACCGAUGCAACUUCCACCAUCCAAUCACAUCCUUCCUCCCUUGGGACGCACCCGAAGGACCACCAGCGCUCCGCAGCUCGUCGAAACGAGUCCAAACAAUCGCUUUCGUCGCAAUCGUCCAGAAUCGUACUCGAGGCGUCUACGAAACGAAAAUCUCAUUCCCGUUCGACCGCCACCACCUUCACGCUGGAGGAAUCAAUACCUUCGUUAGCGUCGGACUCGGAUCGAGAUAAUGCGGAUCGGGUGCGAAUGCGGAAAGCAGCAUCUACGUCGUCUUCCUGCACGGCGCUGCCGCGCGAUGACAAUGGGAAACAUAACGAAUGUGCGGACCCAUCGCCAGGAAUCAAUCGUGCCGAUCACGAUGACAACCGCAUCCGUCACCGUGCGAGCACGGUUUCGGAUUACAACGCCGGCCCUGAUGGACGCCGGAAGCUGACCGCGGCCACGGACGCUGUCGCGAAAUGGCAGCGCGAUGAUAAAGAACGCCAUCGCAGCUCGUCGAAAAGCUGGAGGACGGAUGAGGCCGGCGAUAAAUAUGCCCAUCGAGAGGAAUGGACGGCCAGUCGGAGCACAACGACGACACACGACGAUGACCAUCAGCAAUUCGACGCCAAGCUUGACGAAAACAUAACACUCCCGGUGUCACCGCGCCCAUUCCAGCACAAUCUGUCCAUCGCGCAACUAUCGGAGGACGAUUCGUUGACGUCGUCGUCGUGAUGCGGUGUCGUCCCAGAGCAGUCGAGCAAAAUUUACCAAGCAAUUACAAACCAAAUAAAAAAGAACCAGUACCGGUGGAGCACGCGGAGGCUGGGGGUUGGGAGCCUGAACUUACUUUGAUGUUUACCCGGACGAAUGGGCGGAUGCGAAGGCGGGUGUUUGAGGUAGGUAAGUGUUUGUGGGAGAGUCGUACAUGGCACAAAUUAAAUUGUUCUCCUUCGUUUGACCGGUUUACUUUCCAUACAUGCGGAGAAGAAGGUCUCGCAGGGCAUCAGCAAUCGUGCGCUAAUUAAUUUCACAUUUUCCAACGGAUUUCGCAGCAUGGUUGGGGUUAAAAUGUUGAACGGACUGGACUUCAUCUUGUGCGGUGUCUUUGUAGUAACUGCACAAGCAUACAUUCAGAAGAAAGUUUAAUUGAGGGUAAAAAGCGAUCGAGGAGUAGUGUCUUCCGUGUAUUGAGUAGGUAGUCAACAGGGUUCCAUGUGGAGGACUGCGUACAGCAGUGGUUAGAGUGCAGGGCGUGUGUCUUACAAGGUACUGGUUCAAAUCUCGAUAUUGACAGUUCUUCAUUGCUAUAUGGGGUAGUACAUUUAAUCGACUUUUAAACGUGCUUGUAGGGUUACUGGAACUAGUCAAAUACCCCAUGCCCAUGAAGUGUUGUGGCGUAUUUAUUCUUCGCUUGGAAACUCCCAAUUUUCUUGAAACUUUUGUUAAGUUAGCACUUUUACGGCUCAACCCCUGCAAACGAUCAGAAUCUGUUUGCCCUCCACAAAUCGAUAGCCAUUAUCAGACGAUAGAGCUUUUAAAGGUCCAUCCCGUCCGAACGUUGCCAACUCGGUUUAAAACAUCGUUCCAAACUAAUCACCACAAAACUAAGCCAUCCAACCCGACAAACCGAUUUUAGUGCAUUUGCCCCAUUGCAUCACAAAGACAAAACUUCACCCCACCAAGAAAAUCCCUUUCCUUCUCUCCGCGUAAACUCGUAAAAUCUCGUUUUUAUGAGCACAAAACUUUUCGCCGUUCUCAAAUCAACUUAUCUUCCUAUCGGACCUUGCCGGUUCUUUGUUUAGCUGACCGAGCCAACACGGUCGGUGAUGAGUAUUUAACUUCUUUAUUUUUUGCUUCCACUUUGUAAAAUCUUACAUUCUGUCCAAAAAUUCUGAUCCCCUGAUGGACCACUCAACAGCUGGGGUCAGAAGAACUGAAGCAACAGCAAAAAAACCGAAUUCUUCUGCCCAACCUCACCCACCGGCAAAAACACGAAAAAGCAAUUAAAGUGAAUUUUAUCACUCCGCAGUUUGGCGCCUCGGAGCUUUGAGAGACCCAACCGAGAUUUACACAAAAAAGAAUUAUGAAAACUUUCUUCACGUAUGAAUUAUUUCCCGUGCGACCUCACCAUUUACCGGUCUUGCAGUUUUGUUUCUCCGUCCGCUGUUGUAAGUACGAUCUUCACGGAAGGCUCUGAUUACGGGUUUGCGCUCAUCUCAUCCACACAAUAGCAUCAUUGUUGUGUUUUCUGUACGCGGAAAAGAAAAUGGAAUCCGGACAUACCGGGUCUUGCAAGUCGUUAAAUUUUUAAUCUUCAAGCGGCCCCAACAUUCCGCGUUUCGAUACACAUGUCCGAUCGUACCGCAUCAAGCAUAAAAAUUCUUUGUCAGAUUUAUCAUGGGAUUUCUAUUACGGUGCAUUUGCCACUGCUCGAAGCAAUAUUAUUCUUCUCCGUGUCAAUUCCCAUUAAAAAGUAAUAAAGCUAGACAAAAUGGCAGACAGUUCUACCCUGCGGAACACCACCACCACACACAAUGCGCUUCCCAUUGCUUCCCUUUCUCGGUAAAGAUAACGGACGGAUGAAGUAAAUCGAAGUUAAAUUUAAAACUUUUCCAUAGCGGAAUGGAAAAACUCGGCGCACAGGGCGAGCGGAGCAUAUAAAAAGCUUCCUGGGCGUGCAGAGAGCUGUCAGUUGAAUGGUGGAUUUGUUAUGUCGUGUGGGACGCUGCGGUUGGAAUGUGAAGUAAACAAGUAGCAAUAAUACGUAUCCGCAACUAAGAAAAACUAUAGGAUAACAGCAAUCGUCAAGGGAUUGUUAUCGUGAAGUGAGUUUGUCAUGCGAAUUGCAUACCGUCACAGCUUUGUUAGUAAAUUUACCAUCAUCGCC